GUCCCUCCUGUUUGUGCUGCAGCUGCAGAGUCAGUCAGUGUCAGUGUUUGGGUGUGACUACAGACUGAUCCAGGAUCUGCUCCGAGCUCGGUCAGUCUCCGGACAGAUGACCCACAGACCAGAACCAGAACAGCAGCAGACCUGAGAUGGAGAUGUCAGGAGCUCCGGGGAUGCCUGGUCGCCAGCAGCAGCGCUCCGGGACCGUGAAGAGGAGGAGGUGGGGAGGUCUGAGGCAGCAGUGGAAACUUCUGGGCCUCUUUGAGAUCGAUCAGCAGCAUGAGUUCUACAGCCUGACCUCCAUGAUGAAGGAGGGCUUAGCUGCAGCCAUCCAGACUACCAUCGACAACCCACUGACGAAGGACCUAUCAGAUGAUGAUUUCAGAUCAGAGGUCACACAGGACCAUAAGGAGUUCAGUCUGGAGACGUUUGCUGGCCCGGUGUUUGCCAGCCUGAGGGGAUCUUUAGGAAUUACAGAAGAGGAAUAUCAGCAGUCACUGUGCUCGGAAAAUUGCUACCUCCAGUUCAUCAGCAACUCCAAGAGCAAAGCUGACUUCUUCCUGACGAAUGAUAAACGCUUCUUCCUGAAGACCCAGAACAAACGGGAGAUUAAAUUCCUUCUGGCCAACCUGAAGAUCUACAUAAAGCAUCUGAAGAAUUACCCACAUUCACUGCUGGUCAAGUUUUUAGGAGUUCACAAGAUCCGAAUCCCAGGCAGUCGGAAGAAAUACUUCAUCGUGAUGCAAAGCGUGUUUUAUCCAGACGAUCGCAUCAACGCCAGGUACGAUAUUAAGGGCUGUGAGGUGAGUCGGUGGACCGAACCGGCACCAGAGGGUAGCCAGAUCAUCGUAGUUCUCAAAGACCUCAACUUUGAAGGACAGUUCAUCAGUCUGGAACACCAGAGAUCCUGGCUCGUCCAGCAGGUGGAGAUCGACACAAACUUCCUCCAGCGGCUCAAUGUGUUGGACUACAGCUUCCUGCUGGCCUAUCAGCCUCUACACCAAGACGAGCGCAACCAGAGCCUGUCCUUCGCGUCCCUCAUCGUCAGAACCAAAAGGUCUGUGAAUCCUGGAUCCAGCCCCAUCUACACCAGCGUAGUUGGAGUUCCAGGAGCAGUUCCAGAUGAUGAUACCUCCAGACCUUUUUCUGAAUCAGACUCUGGCUUAAAGUUGUCACAUGACGGAGACACAACAGGCAGCAGCUUUUCCCCGACGUGUCCGGAGCACAUUGGACCUGGAGCUGACACACCCGAGAUUCCAGACUUCAAGACUCAAAACCGUCGCCUGCUGCCAAACCUGAAGAACCCGUUACAUGUUAUAGACGGACCCGAGCAGCGCUACUUCAUUGGUAUCAUUGACAUUUUCACGGUUUAUAGUUUUAAGAAGAGGCUGGAGCACCUGUGGAAGAGUCUGAGACAUCCUGGGAGAUCCUUCUCCACUGUCAGUCCUGAUGCGUACUGUCUCCGGCUCUGUCAGUGGGUUCAGGACCACACCAAGUAACACACAGCAGGCAUGAAGCUUGAUUCUGCUGGUCCAAAUGACCACCAACAUGCAGCAUGCUCAUGUCUCUGAACAGAUAUAAAAGCAGCCGCUCCCAGAUAAUCCUUCAGAGGAUUUAACUGAUAGGAUGCUAAGCCUUUAUGUGUCUGAACAUGGUCCUCAGAAGGUCUUCAAAUGAGAUAAAUCCAACCUCAGACAAACAAUAUCUUACUGUGUCAUUAUUAAUGAACAAAAAGUAAACCGUAAUACCGCAUCAAGAAAGAAAGUAUUAGCCUGGUGCUGAUCAGCAGCGAUCAUUAGCUGAUCAUCUUCAGUGUGAAACAGAAGGUUAGUCAGUUUGGUGCUCUGGAGCAUCCAGGUGUGUGUUAACACAAUGUCAAGAUGGAAGACAUCAGCAAUGGCCUCAGAGAAGCAACUGUUGCUGCUCAUCAAUCUGGGAUGAGUUAUAAGGCCCUUUGUAAACCAACUGGGUCAGAAUUCUACAGGGAGAAUGAUUAUCCCCAAGUUCAAAUCCUUUUGCAAACCUGAGUGAAGGACCAGACUUCUGGACCAAAGUCCGUUGGACAGAUGAGACCAAACUGACUUCCUGUUGCUGAGGGAGGUCAGGGGGUGUACCUAGUUUUUUAUCCACACCUUCUAGAUUGUGGUUUAGUUUCUUGUAAAUAAUAAUGACACAGAUCUGGAGAUGGUUUUGCCUCAUUUUAAACCUGAUGCUAAUUUCUUUUGCUCUGGUUUGUUACAUAAAACAUUAAAAUUAAAAGUUGAUUAUUUUACAUCUAUAGUUAUGUAGAGAAGAGGUCCUAUAAAAUGAUGGGACGCAUGAUAUGCAAAUUAUUUAUUAUUUAUUAGAUACAGAUCUCUACCUACAUGCUUGUUGUCUUAAAGGGACAUGUAUUGUUUUUUUAUUAGAAUUGUGUGAAGUUUAAAUUAAUAGUUAGUCUCCUAUUUUCAUGCUUUUGGAUUGAAUCCACGUGAGUACUUCCAUCUCCUCCUUCUUCCUGGAGCUCUGCUGAUCUGCUGAGUUUUCCAGUCAAGACCAUGAACCAGAAUGCAGGUUCUGGAUGUGGAGCAUGUUCAAAAGCAUUUAUUCUGAGGAUAUGUUGCCUUAAGAUUUGCCAAGAGAACAUCCCAUACCAUGAUACAACCUCCUGCCAUCACAAAUCAUGGCUGCUGACAACAGGCUGGAUGCUCUUCUUUCUUUGCUCCAUUUCUUCUGACAAACAUCUGGAGUACUGAUCCAUGUGACCACAGUCCCCGUUCGCACAAUGUUUUAGACGUUCCCUCCAAGUCACAUCCCUUCAGGUAAGUCCCCCAUUGUCUUCUAAGGCCUUGAAGUCCUCCUGGUGAUGGACAGAAUCCCCAGAUGGCACCACUGCAGUAAUCUGAUCUGCUGUUCUGCAGAGAUGGUUGAUUUCAGGAUAAAUUAGGUCAAAGGUCACUGCAGCCCCCAGGCAACAAGGGCAUGGUUCUCAACUGGCACUCAACUGAAGGAGCUGAAUAAUCUUGAUGUCUUGUUCCUUAGUGAUGGCAGGAUGUAGCAGGAGAUGGAUAGAUAGACAAGAUUUCUGCUCUCGUCCAUCUGUGUUCCAACCCUCAGCUGUGGUCAUCAAAUCAUGACUGAAAGAACAAGAUACAAACUUCCUCUGUGAGGAGGUCUGGCUCUGCCUGAGAGAUAAGAAGAGGGUCAUCUGGAGGGAGCUGCUGCUUCUCCGCAUAAUGAGGAGGCAGCUGACAUAGUUCAUCUGAUCAGGGUCCCCCAAGAUGAUUUUCUCUGGAAGUUGUUUGAGGGACACGCCAGUAUCCAAUCAUUUCUGGAAAAUCUCAACUUUUGUUUCCAGAGUUGUAAAACUAAAUGUUUACUUGUUUAGUUGAACUUUGUGUGAGUCAUCCUACAAACCCCUUCUCCCUUCUGGCCUAAGAUUUCCAUGCGGAGCUGCAGAGUUUUGAUCAGGCGAGGGAUGUGGGAUGACUUGUGACCUCCUGUGUUUGACAGAUGGACCAUCUUAACUCCUCAGGGACUGAGCCAUUUAUUGGUUUUCCUGUAGGACUAAAGUAGGAUCAUAACAAGAACAACUUUUCUGAAGUCUUAAUCCAUCGUUUUCCAGCUGGUUUUGGAAAGUGUUGCAGUCUGAAAUGCAGGAAUGGAUGGAUGUGAAUAGAUGAAACAUAAAAACAUUUGCUUUGUACUGUCUGCAAUAAAGAAAAAUGAAAAGUUAA
Messenger RNA from Girardinichthys multiradiatus, 3713 nucleotides. It is a transcript of the gene pip5kl1, whose product is annotated as phosphatidylinositol-4-phosphate 5-kinase-like 1. The record is from RefSeq and is a predicted model, not a curated record. The transcript has 10 exons. Bases 147 to 1496 code for a protein of 449 amino acids. Lineage: Eukaryota; Metazoa; Chordata; Actinopteri; Cyprinodontiformes; Goodeidae. Gene Ontology annotation, molecular function: phosphatidylinositol kinase activity. Gene Ontology annotation, biological process: phosphatidylinositol metabolic process.